This is a messenger RNA of Gadus chalcogrammus (walleye pollock), 4272 nucleotides long. RefSeq names its product cadherin-like protein 26. Lineage: Eukaryota; Metazoa; Chordata; Actinopteri; Gadiformes; Gadidae. Gene Ontology annotation, molecular function: calcium ion binding; cadherin binding. Gene Ontology annotation, cellular component: catenin complex; adherens junction; plasma membrane. The record is from RefSeq and is a predicted model, not a curated record. Gene Ontology annotation, biological process: cell morphogenesis; adherens junction organization; calcium-dependent cell-cell adhesion. Bases 79 to 2592 code for a protein of 837 amino acids. The transcript has 20 exons.
CACCUCAUAUAUCUUUGCUUAUUUUUUACAAAGACACAGACACAGCAAGCUUUAGUGCUGUUCUGCUGUACUCCCAACAUGGACACAAUAUCUUCCAGCUUCCUCGUCAUCCUGUUUCUAGGAAUAAACUAUUCAUCGUCAGAUAUUUUGCAUCGGCAGAAAAGAACCUGGAUAAUAGAUACCUUUUCAAUCGAAGAGGAAUACAGUGGAACUCAUCCGUAUGAACUCGGCAAAAUUGAACUGGCGAAUAAGUUCACACUUAUGAAGCUGCAUGGUCAAGGAGUCGAUGAGGAGCCCAAGGGGAAACUGAACAUUGACCCAAACACAGGGAUUAUCACCGUGCUCGGCAAAUUGGACUAUGAGAAAAACCAAAAACUUAUGAUGAAAUUUGAGGCAGUCGACAGAGUUACAAACGUCGUGGACACCAAACUUUCUGUUGAGGUGCAAAUCUUGGACGUAAAUGACAAUGUUCCUACUUUUACACAAACGUAUUAUAUGGUCCAUAUGAAAGAGUCAGCCCCACAAGGUUCAUAUGUGAUGGUUGUCUCUGCCACGGAUUUAGACAACAGAAACACCAAGAAUGGCACGUUUGGCUUCAAGAUUGUGUCCGUCACCCCAGAGCCCUCUGACCUGGAAUUCUACAUGGAAAAGAACAGUGGUUAUGGAAACAUCUCAUUUAGAGGGUGUCUGGACUAUGAGAAAUCAAAGACGUACACUAUCCUGGUGGAGGUGAAAGACCACGGGGAAGCGAUUCAGCUGUCAAGCACCUGCACCGUGGUCGUCAAUAUCGAUGACGAAAACAACCACCUUCCCGUCUUCACGGGGCCCUCGCAAAGUGCAACUCUGGAAGAAGGGAUAGUAGGCGUGGAGGUUUUACGCAUGCAAGCGACGGACAGAGACACCAAGGGCACAGAUGCCUGGAAGGUCAAUUAUGUCAUCCAUGGAGAAAGUGGUGUAAACUUCAGAAUCGUCACAGAUCCAGAGACAAAUGAAGGGGUCUUGUCCGUGAUAAAGCCCUUGGACUACGAGGACCAAUCGCUUUUGAACUUGACCAUUAGUGUGGAGAAUUAUGGGAAAUAUUUUUCAUGCCAGGUUGUGAACAAGAAUGUAAACAGCAAUGGUCAUUGGAAAGUGUUGACAACGAAUGAGAAGCCUGAGCUGUCCACAAAGGUUGUAAUAUUGAAUGUUUUAGAUGUGAACAGCGCACCCGUAUUCAAGCCCGAGAACAAAACAGUGACGGUGUAUGAGGACAUUUCUGUUGGGUAUAAUCUAGGGUCUAUGACAGCAGUUGACAGGGAUGUGGCACAUGGAAACAAGAUUCGUUAUUUCAAAGGAGAGGAUCCUGCCAAAUGGGUGACUGUGGAUCCAAAGAACGGUGUCAUAACAACGGUCAAAACAUUAGACAGAGAAUCAUCUGAUGUUAAAAAAGAUAUCUAUGCAGUCACUGUUUUGGGUGUUGACGACGGUGAGCCUCCGGCAACUGGAACCGGAACCCUGUUCAUACACCUGAGAGACCGAAAUGACAACACUCCCCUACUGGACGCCACAUCGAUUGGAAUAUGCAUCUCCGAUAACGACGCGGAUUCCAAAGCAAACAUCACUGCCUUUGAUCAUGAUGUGGAGCCCUUCGCCGGGCCCUUUACCUUCAAACUCCUCGGAGACGUGAAGGACAAGUGGAGGAUUGAGCCUGAAUAUGGGUACUCUGUCAACCUCUUCCGGGAGGACCGGAUCCCCAGCGGGCAACAUGUGGUUCAGCUGAAGGUGUCUGAUCAGCAGGACAACUCUGCUCUGCACAACAUCACCGUGAUUGUGUGUGAAUGCGCGGCUACCAACAUCGGGGGUAUGCCCAGCUGUCUGGAACGCCAACGCUCCAGCUCCAUCGGUUUCAGCGGAGCCGCUCCGAUAGGGUUUAUUGCCAUUCUUCUCCUACUAGGUAUAUUGCUUUUGGGGAUUCUACUAUCGUGCAAGAAAGAGGUUAUGCUCAUGCCAGAUGAAGGGACGGAACAAAACCUGAUUUGCUCAAACUCAGAGCAGCGGGGAAGCGACUGCAAGAUGUCAUUGAAAGCCUUACACGAGAGGGAGGACAGGAUCCAGAGGACUUGCGUGCACGACAUUGGCUACCAGUUCCAGACUGCUGAUUUGGAUAACGAUGUCUUUCCAAAGUUGAACACUUCCUUUUGCGACACUCACAAUGGCUAUACAAGUGCAAACUCUUUCAUGGGGGGAGCUCAAACUGGCUCAACUAGGAUAAACUCUUCCAUGAGAAGAACAAACGUUUCCUUUCGGGGAACUUCGAACGGCUACACAGGGACCAACGGCGAACAUCGUGCCGCUUUGGAAGACAUUUUAGAGCAACGCAACUACCUGCAACAAUUUAUAGACAGGAGAGUCGGGAUCCUCCAGGCCCCAGGGGAGGAGUUGGGAGACUACGCCCCUCACCUGUACGGUGAGGAGGGCCACCCAGACAGCAGCCAACCGCUGGAGCCCAUACCCAUCCAGGAGGUCUCCUUCCACCCAGACAUGCUGCAGUACCUGGACACAAAAUUCAACACGCUGGCCUCCCUCUGCAGCCCCGAAAUUAAAUCCUCGUAAACAUGUACGUGAGCACACAGAUGCAUGCAUAGACGCAUUUGCACCCACCCACACCCACACACAUAACACCCUGGUAUCGGAACCAACGGAUAAACUUCUAAGUAAAUAUUUGAUUAAAUUAUUUAAUAAUUAAUUAACUCCCACAGCCCAAGGUGAACAACAGUGUGUAAUACACUGCUUUAUUGAAUGAAUUACUUUCAAAUAUUUGUUUGAAAUAUUUGGCCCAGUAAGACAAAAGAAGUUUAACAUAGUUUGUUAAACAUAGUGUGACAAGUUAGUAGUUUUUCUUAGACUGCCAAAUUCCACCAAGUGGAAUGACUUAAAUCACUAAGAUAUAUGUACUGAAAUAUAUGUCUAUUUUUUGUGUAGUGUACAGUUAUUUAGUGUAAAGCUCUGUGUGCUUUCCUGUCGCGUGAACAUGAUUUAUUGAAAAUAAUUUGACUGCCUUGUCUGCCUCUUAAUCUCUGGAACUAAGUGGGUUCACACAAGUUCACACAUUCCUUGGAACUAUCUUGAUGCAUUUCACCAUAACAUUAACAAUAAACAACACUGGUUCCAUCAUGGUUAUUCUAGCAUUUUUGGUCAGGAAGUACCAAGAUGGUGGCUUGCACUUAUCUGAUCGAAACCUUGAUAUUAUCUAUGUAUUUCAGAAAAAUAGAGAUAACCAUAAUAAUAUUUUAAGUUGUUGCUUCUUUUUGCUACUUGGUCAUAAAGCUCUUUUUUGUAGCUGGACUUUAAUUUUGGUUGUAGGUUUGUUAUUUAUUAUGGGCUAUUAUUGUAAGCAACUGUGUAAAAAAGCAUCUGAAUGUAAUGCAUAUGUUGCCAAGUAUGGAAUCUUAGCAAGAAUUAGUCCUGUCUGUGUUGUGAGAUUGUGGUAAAUGGGGCGCAUGGCAAAUUACAAUAUAGCUGGGGAGCCCCAAAGUGACAAUUUUUCAUCAUCAUUUCAUAAUUUCUUUACUCUGCUAGUGGGUCUGUUUUUUAGGAGGAAUUUAAGUUUUUUUACCCUGUUAACUAGAUGAUAAUUAGGCUUAGAGCCCCUGAUAACCUGUGCAAAACAAAACAAAAAGUAUGUAAAAGUCGAAUGUCUUAUUCAGCCUAUAACCAUAUUUGUAUACGAAGAAACUUUCAUAAAAAAAAAUAAAAAAAGUGUGACUUCAACCGGUGUGGGUGUCAGAAUGACUCGGCUGCCAGAUCGACUCGGGGUCCUAGAUGCGCGAUAAUGACGCACUUCCUGUAAACUCUGUCUCUUAAAUGCGCUUCAGCGUUUCAUUCAUUCCCAUGUUAUUCCCAAGUAUUAACUAUCUUUUGUUUUCUAAUCUAUGAAUAAUAAUCUAAUGUACAAAUUAUUGAUGCAUAUACUUGGGUUAUAUAUAAAAGAAGAAUCGGCUAACUCCAUCCACUGAACGGGGCGAUACACUUUAUUUCCAGCGCUCCCAACACGGAGUCAAAACAGCGUCCCAGACACAGACACUUCCGUACUUCUUACAAAGGCCCCUUCCGCCUUCCCUCUAUAUAAUUCAUCCAAUUUAUUUUGCUGAAUAAUUACAGACUAAAUUUCACUUUCAGUUAAAUUUUCUGGUGUUUUUUGGUAAUCUGUGUUAUCUCUAAUAUUAUUUUUUCCUCCUCAGCUCUUUUAGCUGUAAAUAUAGAACUUCCGUAUGCUCUUAAAUAUUUUGACAC